Molecule: messenger RNA, 555 nt
Organism: Acytostelium subglobosum LB1
Lineage: Eukaryota; Evosea; Eumycetozoa; Acytosteliales; Acytosteliaceae
Exons: 2
Coding region: 1-555 (184 amino acids)
Biological process (GO): nucleobase-containing compound metabolic process
Cellular component (GO): mitochondrion; cytoplasm
Molecular function (GO): ATP binding; deoxynucleoside kinase activity
Source: RefSeq, a predicted model, not a curated record
AUGAUGCUGAUACCCUCAAUCAAUCAGUUUGAAGGUGUUAUAGAUAAUAGUUACUUGGCAGACUUCUAUACGGAUCCAAAGAAGUAUAGCUUUCCACUACAGAUAUACUUGUUGAAUCAACGUUUUAGACAACAACAACAGAUCAUAUGGCAGGGCAAGGGUGGUGUGCAGGACAGGACGAUAUACGAGGAUAGCGUAUUUGCAAAGAUGUUGAUGGAGGCUGGCAUGAUGGAGAAAAGGGAGUACGAGACAUACUGCUCAAUGUUCACCAGUCUGUCCAACUUUAUGAAGAUACCCAAUCUGAUCAUACAUCUUGAUGUCACACCAGAGGAAUCACUCAAGCGCAUUCAACAAAGGAAUCGUGAAUGUGAGAAGACCAUCACACUCGAAUACCUAAUCAACCUAGACAAGGCCUAUCAAGAGUUCAUCAAAGACAUCUCAAAGUAUAUCGCUGUCAUCCGAGUCAAUUGGUCCGAGUACAAAGAUCCCGAGGAGUUAGCAUUGAUGAUCAAGAAGGAGUAUAUGAGUAUGAGGUUGAUACAUGAGCUGAAGUGA